AUGGGGGCUCCAAAUAGGUCUUCGAUCGACAUGUCCUCCAAUGAACAACAAACAGAAAAUGCCACGCCCUUCAAGCGGCCUGCAGCUGCCUCGUCAACCGGAGAGCCCGCCGCGAAAAAGAGGGCCAAGUACACCACCAACGCAUGCAAACAAUGCCAGAAACGAAAGCUCAAGUGCAUCAGAGCCGACAACCAGCUAGAAUGCCAAAGAUGCAUCACCGAUGGCGCCACCUGCGUCGUAGCACCCAACUCGACCACGCGGGCCAAAGACGUGGAAGUCGAGAAGGAAUCGCAGGAAGGCACCAUUGGAGAUGACAGCAGCUCGCGAGAGAACCCCCAGAUGGAAAACCUCGCCGAGGACAUCUCACGCCUCCAACAGCAGGUUGCCACCCUGAUCGAGGGCAUGCGCGAACUCACCGAGCGAGGCCGCAGCAGCGACUACGGCGUCGCGCCCCUCGGCACGAACCAGCAAGUGAGCCCCGCGUACUCGGCCCACGCGAGAGCGUCGAGGCACAAGAGCGCCGAGCCGAUGCAGCCGCACUUUGUCGGUCCCACGCGCCCUGCCUUCAGCCUGCGCAUCGCCGAGAUCUCCCUGACGCGCAUGGGCAUCGGGUCGAACGAGGCCCUGCCGCCGAGCGCCCCGGACUCGCGUGCUGGCUCUCCGGGGCCGUCGUCGCCCGAGCCGCAGAUGGCGUCGCAGGUUGGUCUGGGCUACGAUCCCCUGCUGACCUUUGCGCCGGGGGAGAUUCUGCGCCUGCUGGACGUGUUCCAGGAGGAAGUCGAAUCCGUCUACCCCUUCAUCGAGGUGGCCCAUCUGGCUGCCGGCGUCCCCCACGUCUUGGCCUUUCUUCAGAACCCCGAGGAAGACGUGGCGCCUUCGAUGCGGCGAGCCCUGCAAAAAGACAUGCGACUCAUGAAGAUUGCCAUCGCCACGGGCAUCGUCAUCGAGGCACACGGCAGGAACGACGCGAGUACAUUGCUGACAGACUCGGUCGAGGCAGAGAUCAGCUACGCGUCGCGUCUCAAUGUUGACCUCAAAGAGGUGCAAUUGUGCACAAUGCUCAGCAUAUACCAUUUCCACUGCGACGAGGAGCUCCUCGCCUGGCGUCUCAUUGGCACCGCCGCCCGCACAGCUCUCGAAAUGGGCCUGCACCGAAAACAGAGCUUGGUCGACAACUUCCAAGAGACGCACGACCGCAACCUCGCCGUUCGGGUCUUCUGGUGCAUCUAUGCCCUCGACCGCCGCUGGUCAUUCGGCACGAGUCUUUCUUUUGCCCUUCAUGAUCGCGACAUUGACCCUGAAUUGCCCGAGCCGGGCGAGGGCUUCCAGUAUCUCAGCUGUAUGGUCGCCUACGGAAGACUGUGCUCGAAAGUGUGGGAAGCUCUUCCCCUCUUCGGCCCGUCGACCAAUUGCAUCCCCAAAGACACAGUCGGGUAUCUCGACUACAUGGCGCAGAAUUGGCUGGCAUCGAUACCGCGGGAACUCCAGCUGCGACACCCACGCCUCGGCCUGGCCCCGCGCAUGCAGCCUCGCGUCACCCACCGCCUGCGCACGCUGCUGUACCUCCGCGGCAACCACAUCCGCACCAUGAUCCACCGCCACUACGUCCUCACCUCGGCAGCGAUCGAGUCAGACCUCCAGGCUGCGCGAAACGUUGUGGACAUUGCCCAGGACAGUCUCCAGGUGCUGGUCCACCUCAACGAAAGCAGCGACAUCUACGUCCGGCAGCAGAGCGCGUUCAACUAUUUCCUCCUCAGCGCCCUCGCCGUCAUCUUCCUCGCCGUCUGUCACGCGCCCGCCACGUUUGCCGAGCCGUGCAGAGACAGCUUCCUCGCGGCGCUGCAGCUCGUGAAGGGCUUCUCCCGCCACGGCAGCGCCAGUCGUCGCCUGUGGAAGAGCAUUCGGGGGCUCGUGCCGCGCGUCAAGUCGCUGGCCCUGCGAUCCGAGGCGGAGAAGAGCCAGAUGGAGCACGACAAGGAGAGACAGGCCGGCCUCGACGAGGCGCAGGCAGACGUCGAGACGGCUGUUGAGCACACGUACACCAGUGGCGGCGCGGAACGACAGCCCUGGCAGGACAUGUGGCCGCCGAUGGACGAGGAGAUCAGCCCCGGGUUGAGCAGCUCGGUCCCGGAUGCCUUCCACAUGAGCGUCGACCUGAUGAGCCUGUUCGACUCGUUCGGCAUGCCACCGGAUUCGGCCAUGGCGACGGGGUCUUUUGAGGGCAUGUUACCGAUGGAAGGUGCGGAUGAGAUUUCACGGCGGUUUCAGGGUCUCAUAUGA
Messenger RNA from Verticillium nonalfalfae, 2280 nucleotides. RefSeq lists its product as uncharacterized. The transcript has 5 exons. The coding region runs from base 1 to 2280 and encodes 759 amino acids. Gene Ontology annotation, cellular component: nucleus. The record is from RefSeq and is a predicted model, not a curated record. Gene Ontology annotation, biological process: positive regulation of transcription from RNA polymerase II promoter by galactose; DNA-templated transcription. Lineage: Eukaryota; Fungi; Ascomycota; Sordariomycetes; Glomerellales; Plectosphaerellaceae. Gene Ontology annotation, molecular function: RNA polymerase II cis-regulatory region sequence-specific DNA binding; zinc ion binding; DNA-binding transcription factor activity, RNA polymerase II-specific.